UUCAACUGCAGUGAGACCGCCCGGACAAGACAACUAGCAGAGUUGACUUCACCGGAAGGGUAAAGGAAGAGGAACGGGAAAGAAGACGUUCAUCUGCCGCCGACGCGGAAUCUCCGUUCUCUGGUAACAAUGGCGUCGCCUCACCUCUCGGCGACGAUCAGCCUGCUGAUACUGACGGCGGCGGCGUCGUUGCUCUCGGCCGUGCAGUCGAGCGACACGAAUCGCGUCUACUCGCCCUGCUCCGACACGAAGGUGCAAAGAUCAGACGGCUUCACCUUCGGGAUCACCUUUGCGUCCAGGGCCUCGUUCUUCUUGAACAGCAGCCUGCAGCUGUCCCCAUGCGAUCGCAGGCUCUCUCUCUCCAACUCGCAGAUCUCCGUCUUCAGGCCCAAAGUAGAUGAGAUCUCACUCCUCACUAUCAACACAUCCUCCUUCUUUCCGGAUAGUUAUGGUGGAUAUAUGGUUGCAUUUGCUGGUCGAAAGUAUGCUGCAAGAUCUAUCCCUGCUUUUGUUGCCAACAGCACAUACAUAGUGACCAGUUUUACUCUUGUUCUUGAGUAUAAGAAGGGGAGACUGCAAAACCUGUACUGGAAGAGGGAUGGGUGCUCUUCAUGUUCCAAGAAUUCGAACUUCGUGUGCCUCAACAAUCAGGACUGUGCAAUAAAAACUACUGACUGCAAGAACCGUGGUGGGUCAGUAGACUGCAGCCUUGGGAUACAACUGGCCUUCUCUGGGACAGAUAAGCACCUCUCAGCUCUGAAUUCGUGGUACGAAGUGGAAAAGCUGCGCCAGUACUCUCUCUACGGCCUCUAUGCGAACUUGAGAGAUUCCCUCACCGGUCAGUACAACAAGAUAUUCUAAGUAUGUUCAGGAAUUGUGUAGAUUUUAUAAAAUCAGCGUCAUGUACCAUAUGUGUGUAUACAGUUACUUUCCGAUGCGCCCCUGUCGUUACAUUUGGAGUUAUUGACGUUUUGGACUGAGUUGUUCUGAUAUCAAGUUUCGGCCUUUCUUUUGGCAAUUAUUGAGA
Messenger RNA from Punica granatum (pomegranate), 1027 nucleotides. The record is from RefSeq and is a predicted model, not a curated record. Lineage: Eukaryota; Viridiplantae; Streptophyta; Magnoliopsida; Myrtales; Lythraceae.